This is a messenger RNA of Argentina anserina (silverweed cinquefoil), 986 nucleotides long. RefSeq lists its product as uncharacterized. The record is from RefSeq and is a predicted model, not a curated record. NCBI's taxonomy places the organism in Eukaryota, Viridiplantae, Streptophyta, Magnoliopsida, Rosales, Rosaceae. The coding region runs from base 6 to 785 and encodes 259 amino acids. The transcript has 8 exons.
CGGAAAUGGAGAAAUGCUUGAUCAAAUGCUCUCACACCACGGCUCUCUUGAGAACCCUUAAACCCCUUCACCGCAAACCCCACAUGCGCUUCUCUUCAACGCCAAUCCGUUCCGGCCACGCCCUCCGAUCGCCGCGCAGAGCCUACGACGCAUUGCUGUUGGACGCCGGAGGAACUCUGUUGCAGUUGGCCAAGCCCGUCGAAGACGUUUACGCCUCCAUAGGAGCCCAAUACGGUGUCACUGCAACUCCGGCUGAAAUCAAACAAGGUUUCAGAAGAGCUUUCUCUGCUCCUUGGCCUCAAAAGCUCCGAUACCAGGGAGAUGGGAGGCCGUUUUGGAAGUUAGUUGUUUCCGAAGCCACUGGUUGUUCUGAUGUUGAUUAUUUCGAACACGUCUAUCAGUACUAUGCUAAAGGUGAUUCGUGGAAAUUACCGGAUGGAGCUUAUGAGACAAUGCUACUUCUCAAGGAUGCUGGAGUUAAGCUUGCUGUUGUGUCGAAUUUUGAUUCCCGCUUGAGGAAGUUGCUUGAGGAGCUGAAUGUGUUGCAUUUGUUUGAUGCUGUUAUCAUUUCUUCCGAGGUUGGUUCUGAAAAACCAGAUGCGAGCAUAUUUAAAGCUGCUUUAGAUCAAACUCACGCGGAUGCUAGCAGGGCAGUACAUGUUGGCGACGACGAAAAAGCAGAUAAGGUUGGGGCCAAUGCUGUUGGAAUCAAUUGCUGGUUAUGGGGAAAGGAGGUGAAGACAUUCUCUGACAUUCAAACGAGAAUACUUAUUUCAGAGUCAUAGCUUUCAAAGGAUAAUAGGUGCCGGAAUGUGUUUGUUGUUUGUAAUGUUGUCCAGUCUAUACCUUAAAUACUACUCAUUUUCGGGUAUUACACAAGUGGGAUUUAUCUUCCAGAAUCUAUGUAAAAUAACAUUGAUCGGCCUCAGAAGGUUGAUUAAUGUUCAAAUUACCAGCUGUUUAGUGGUUUAUUACAAAAUUCCAGC